This is a messenger RNA of Panthera uncia (snow leopard), 984 nucleotides long. Its product is annotated as olfactory receptor 5W2-like. Gene Ontology annotation, biological process: sensory perception of smell; G protein-coupled receptor signaling pathway. The coding region runs from base 1 to 984 and encodes 327 amino acids. Lineage: Eukaryota; Metazoa; Chordata; Mammalia; Carnivora; Felidae. The transcript has a single exon. Gene Ontology annotation, molecular function: olfactory receptor activity; odorant binding; G protein-coupled receptor activity. The record is from RefSeq and is a predicted model, not a curated record. Gene Ontology annotation, cellular component: membrane.
AUGAUGUUAAUCGUGAUUCCAUUUCCUUCUUUCACAACCAGGGAUUCCCAGAUCUCAGCGAUGGCUGUUGAGAACUGCUCUGUGAUGACGGACUUCAUACUCCUAGGACUUACUGGAAGAAAAGAUGUGCAGCAGGGGCUCUUUGUGUUCUUUCUGCUGGUUUAUGCCAUAACCAUGAUUGCCAACCUAGGGAUGAUCCUGCUGAUCAAACUGGACUCCAGGCUCCACACACCCAUGUAUUAUUUCCUGAGCAACCUGUCUUUCUGUGAUGUCUGCUACUCCUCCACUGUCUCUCCCAAGAUGCUGGCUGGCUUCCUAGCUGAGCAAAAGAAGAUUCCAUACAACUCGUGUGCAAUUCAGCUGUAUUUUUUCGGGGCCUUCGCAGAUGUGGAGUGUCUCAUGUUGGCUGUCAUGGCUUAUGACCGGUAUGCAGCCAUCUGUAAUCCACUUCUGUAUACAAUCGCCAUGUCCAGGAGAAUCUGCAUCCAGCUCGUGGCCCUUGCCUACAUCGUGGGAUUUGUGGAUUCGGCAAUCCACACCGGUUGCACGUUUCGAUUGGCAUUCUGCAAUUCCAAUAUCAUCAAUCACUUUUUCUGUGACAUCCCACCCUUGCUGUCCCUCUCGUCUUCCGAUACAUCUAUAAACGAGAUAGUGAUGUUCACUUUCAUUGGUUGUGUGGUGGGGUGCAGCGUCAUCACCGUCCUCCUCUCCUACACCUACAUCAUAAUGACCAUCCUCAGAAUGAACUCAGCGGAAGGGAGACGCAAAGCCUUUUCUACAUGUGCCUCCCACUUGACCGCAGUGGCCAUAUUUCACGGCACACUCCUGUUCAUGUAUUUCCGACCCAGCUCCAGUUACUCUAUGGACACGGACAAAAUGGCCUCUGUGUUCUACACGGUCGUCAUCCCAAUGUUAAACCCACUGAUCUACAGCUUACGGAAUAAGGAUGUGAAAGGUGCCCUGAAAAAAAUAAUCAGUACUUGA